Falco peregrinus (peregrine falcon) is the source of this 2754-nucleotide messenger RNA. RefSeq names its product chromosome 1 C10orf88 homolog (gene C1H10orf88). Lineage: Eukaryota; Metazoa; Chordata; Aves; Falconiformes; Falconidae. Bases 46 to 1359 code for a protein of 437 amino acids. The record is from RefSeq and is a predicted model, not a curated record. The transcript has 6 exons.
GCCCGCCCCGCCCCCGCCCCGCUCGGUUCCGGCCGCGGCGCAGCGAUGGCGAGUGGCUCCGCGGCGGGGCUGGCGGCCGAGCCGUGCUGUGUGGCGGCGGGGUGCUCCUGGCCCUGCGCGCCGCCGGGCGGCCUGGCCCGGGCGCUCUGCCUGCGGCGGGAGGCGGGCGGCGGCGAGGCCAGCACCGAGGCCGUCGUCGUGGAGAGGCGGGCGGGCGGCGAGGCGCCCUGCGUGCUGCACCUGGAGUGCCGGCCCGGCGGCGCCGCCGAGAUGGUCUCCGUCGGGAUCCUGAGCGAGGCCCGCAACAUGGAGGUGUACGUGGGCGAGGAGUACUGCGGCACCGGCCGCGGGCAGAGCCUGGGCGCCGCCCGCACCGCGGGCGAAACUGACAAGGUUACUUUAUACAAAAAGUACCUGAAGUUCGAAUGCCCUGCAGCCUCCUGUAGAAUUAAGCUGCUCUCCAUUGGUGAGAAACAAAGAGUACUCAUCAGUAAAAUAAUUGUACAAGUGAAAACAGUGUCUGCAAAACUAGCAACUGAUUUUCCUUCACUAGGCUCAAGUAUAGAUCUAGACAGAGUGCAAACUAUAAUGGAAUCUAUGGGAUCUAAGUUGUCUCCGGGUGCUCAGCAGCUCAUGGACAUGGUUCGAUGUCAGCAGAAAAACAGUUUAUCUCUCGAAGACAAAUUUAACUGGAUCUUUGGGAAAAAUUCAGACCUUGGAGGUGAUCAUGCAAUAGAUGGAUUGCGCAGUGCAGCUAUUCAGACAUCACGAGACCAAUCAGCUGCUGAACCUGUGCCUGUUAAAAAUCAUUUAACAAGUGAAACAGUGUAUGAACACUUAAAAAUAAGUCAUGAUCUGAACUCACAGGUACCUGAAAGAGGGAAUACUCUUGAUUCUGAAAGACUUGCUGCUCAGCAAAAUACAGUUGACCUCAGAAAUGAUUUUAAAGUCAUGGGAUCUUUGCAUAUGCAGGAACAAGCGAGUAAACCCCCAAAUGUAGCUGUUCCACAGGUGCUUCUUCCUUUUCUUCAAAACUUAUGUAGUCAGGUGAAUCAUCUUCGGUUAAAAGAUGGCGAUAGGCAUUUUGGUAAAAAUGCAGUGACUAAAGAGGAAGGCAUUCAGUGUGUUGGAGUAGAACAACAGCCUAUUUGCUCCUAUUUGGAAAAGAUCAUCUCAAAAAAUAUGGAGCUGAUGGAGAAAAAGCUAAUGGACUACAUUGAUCGCCAAAUCCAGACUCUUCAGACACACAUAGAUAACAAAAUGGUUCUCUUAAUGGACUUGGUUCAGAACUCCACGCCAAACAAAAUUGCACAAGCACACUAUGAUUCUAACGAAGGGUUCUCUAAUGGAGAGAGGUAGAUGUAUAUAGAUAUAGGACUUCAAUGUAAGUACUUUAAGGGCAAUUAUACUUUACAAAGCUUAGUAUUUAUGGAGCUCUAUAUGGAGUAAAGAACCUCAGUGUUGUUGAGCUUCAUUUUCUUACUGUAAUUAUAUUCACUAUUGUACACAGUUGUUCUAUGAGAGAUUUAAGAAUGUGUGUGUUUUCCUAAAUAUUAAGAAUUUUCUAUGCCCUUUAUGGCUUAUUUAUUUAAAGAGCACUGCUAAGAGCUGUAUGAAGCACAGUUUCCCAGUUUCAGUUUGAACAAUGGAGUACUGUAAAUAAACUGAGUUACAGCUUGUCUUUUUACCUGCAUGUAAUCAGUUAAAUUUUUUUGUUGUCUUGAUUUUUAAUAUGUAAUGUGUUACCAGUAGAAUAGAAUGUAGUUUCUUGGUGCUUUUGGUUUAUUUUAACAGCACUUCUAGUGAAGACUUUUAUUACUCCAUCUGUAAGAAGACAGGUGUUACUGGCAUUGCCGAGCUUAAACUGUUUAAGGAGUCAGGUUUAGAGAGGCAGGCUAAAUUGAACCCCCCCCCAGCCUGGGUUCUUUGAAAGCCUUGCUGGCUGUGUGGGCACCUAAGUUAGGAGUCUAGGCUCCUUAAGUGAUACCUAAAACAAGACUGUCAUUAUACUUUUUCCCUCCUAAACUAAUUGAGCCAUGCAGGAACAACUGAAAUGAACAUAUACUUAGUAAUCUUGUAUUUGUCCAUGUUUUGUUAUCCUGAGAAAUGUAAGUACUUCAUUUGUGGCUCCUCUCAAGGGGACUUCGUUGCCAGAUAGAACGUGCUGGGGGUGGGCAGGAUCUGCUGCGUGUCACCAGCCUUAGGCCAGAUAAAUGGCUUUAUUGCAUCAUGCUUACUUGAACCUGCUGGGAUGAGUUCUGUGGUCAUUUGUGGAGGCAGAAGUGUGACUCGAGGUUCCUCUUUUGUGGAAGGUCAGGUGUCAUACUUGAUUCUGUUGAUUACUCAUUGAGUUCUGGGGUGCCCCCAUUUAACUUGGCCUGUAUAGGGAAUUGAUGGUAAAUUCCGAAGUCAUGUGCACAGGUGUUGGUUGUAUUCUGUGUCUUAAAAUGCACUGAGCAAAAGCUGUUAAUGGGAAGCAAGUGUUGACUCAACAAGCAGCAUAGGCAUGUACAAUCCAGUAUCUUUAUCUAGCCUGCCUAAUAUUUUCUUCUUGAGGAAAACCGGUGUCUUUUCAAGAUGGUCAGGUCUCGAUGGUAGCCACCCACAUCAGUAGAUUUUGAAGAGGGGAUAAUUUGCUUUGGACAGACAUCUUGCAGUUGUCCCUUAGCUUAACUCAUGUCAGGUGCAGUUUCAAAGUGAGUAAAAAAAACAAGAGAGGUUUUUUGGGUUGUUUGUUGGUUGUUUUUUUUUUUU